Messenger RNA from Closterium sp. Naga37s-1, 441 nucleotides. The record is from the annotation of a GenBank genome assembly. Lineage: Eukaryota; Viridiplantae; Streptophyta; Zygnematophyceae; Desmidiales; Closteriaceae.
AUGCCUUCUCGCUCUGCGUGUGUUCUAAGCGGCUCAAACCCCAACCUCUCACCCACACCCCCCUUCUCCUCCCUCCCCCCUCACCUUUCCACUGUGUCCCGUCGUGCCGCAGAUGUGUACGAGGGGUGUCAGGACCGGAUUGGGGAGGACCCACGCGCCAUUCCUCCUCGCAAUGACCUCCACACGUGCACUCUGGUUCCACGCAUAGGAAAGCGCAAGACGGUGACGGUGGCGACGACAGUGAAGAAGGGUGACUGCCUGUGGGGCAUCAGUCGACAGCUGACAGGCACAGGCACCAAUUGGAAAGACAUUGUGAACGAGAAUCGGCAAUAUUUCAAAAAGGCUAAAUUUGACACUCCUAUUGACGACGAUCUUUUCAUCAUCCAGCCAGGCUGGAAGCUCAAGAUGCCAGUCACUGCCCCCCCUCCUCCUGAAGACUGA